UUUCUCUCUUCUCUUCAACCUUCAAGUUAGUUCAAUUUCUUCCUUACUUGCAUUCAUUCACUAACUCAAACAAUUCCCACUUACCAAACACAAAUCCCAAGAAAGGCUUGGAUAUGCAUAAGCAAACUGAGGAUGACUAUACUUACCUGUCUAACACACUUCAAGAGUUCAACAGUAUUCCCAACAUUGACAAGGCAUGGAUUUUUAAGUCACCUGGCUUGCAGAUGCAGUUGCAGGGAAUGUUUGCUGUUUCCCAACCGGAUCUUUUAACAAACAAGAAGAGGAUAUCUGUCUUAUCCUGUAACAUUUUAAAAGAAAGUGAGAGUUCUGUGAGGUUUCUGUGGGCACCGUUUCCAAUUGAGAUGUUUGGUGUGUCUAUGAUUGUUCCAUCACCUUCUGGCUCAAAACUCUUAGUGAUUCGGGAUCCUCCAGAGAAUGGAGCUCCUUCUCACUUUGAGAUUUGGAGUUCAUCUCGAAUGGAGAAGGAGUUCCAUAUCCCCCAAUCACUGCAUGGUUCAGUGUAUAAUGAUGGAUGGUUUGAGGGUGUCUCUUGGAACUUGGUUGAAACAUGUAUAGCAUAUGUAGCAGAAGAGCCCUCCCCUGCAAAGCCCACAUUUAAUGAUUUUGGGGAACACAAGAAAGGUGGUUGUGCAGAUAAGGACUUUGGUUGCUGGAAAGGUCAAGGGGAUUGGGAAGAUGACUGGGGAGAAACAUAUUCUGGAAAGAGACGGCCUGCACUUUUUGUUAUCAACAUCAACAGUGGAGACAUACAAGCUGUCAAAGGAAUUGACAAGUCUUUGAGUGUCGGUCAAGUUGUGUGGGCUCCAUAUACCGAAGGCUUGGAACAUUACCUUGUCUUUGUUGGGUGGUCAUCCAAGCCAAGAAGGCUUGGUAUUAAGUACUGCUCUAACAGGCCUUGUGCUUUAUAUGCUGUUAGAGCACCACAUCAUGAGUCAAAAUCUAAUGAACCAGAGCUCCAGUCAACUGAAGAUUUAUAUGCACAGAACCUUACUCAAAGUGUAAGCAGUGCCUACUUUCCACGGUUCAGUCCAGAUGGAAAGUUCCUUGUAUUUUUAUCUGCAAGAAGUGCUGUGGAUUCUGGAGUGCACAAUGCUACAAAUUCACUUCAUAGAAUUGAUUGGCCAACUGAUGGAAAACUAUACCAAUCUUCCAAAAUUUAUGACAUAAUUCCUGUUGUGAUGUGUGCUGAGGAUGGUUGCUUCCCUGGGCUUUAUUGUACAACUAUCCAUAAUAAUCCUUGGCUAUCUGACAACAACACAAUGAUCAUAUCAUCUAUCUGGCACAGCAGUGAAGUUCUGCUCUCUGUGAAUGUGUUGAGUGGGGAAGUGUUACAUAUCAACCCAGAAGACUCAAAUUUCUCAUGGAAUCUUCUUAUGCUGGAUGGAAACAAUAUUGUUGCCAUUUCCAGCAGUCCAGUUGAUGUUCCUCAAAUCAAGUAUGGAAUUUCAAUUGAAAAGGCAAGAAGAAAUACUACAUGGAAUUGGUCAAAUAUAUCCAGUCCCAUAUUCAGAUGCUCCAACAAGGUUAGAUCUAUGCUGUCCUCCCUUCAGUGCAGUAUACUGAAGAUCCCAGUCAAGGAUGCUUGUGAUGGUCAAACAAAAGGUGCUAUUAAAUCUUUUGAAGCUAUAUUUGUGUCAUCUAAAAUCAAGAACAAGGAUGUAUUUGAUCCAUUAAUUGUGGUCCUUCAUGGAGGUCCACAUGAUGUCUCUUUGUCAUACUUUUCAAAGUCUGUGGCUUUUCUAUCUUCUCUUGGAUACAGCUUGCUGAUUGUAAAUUACAGAGGUUCGUUAGGAUUUGGUGAGGAAGCAUUACAAUCUCUUCCAGGGAAAGUUGGGUCUCAGGAUGUCAAUGACGUUCUUUCUGCCAUAGAUCAUGUCAUCAACUUGGGUCUUGCUGGUCCAUCUAAAAUUACAGUGAUGGGCAUUUCACAUGGUGGUUUUCUAACAACCCACUUGAUUGGCCAGGAACCAGACAAAUUUAUAGCAGCAGCUGCAAUCAAUCCUGUUUGUAACCUUGCGCUGAUGAUCGGUACUACUGAUAUCCCUGAUUGGUGCUAUGUAGAAGCUUUUGGAGCCAUUGCCAGAAAUUGGUUUUCUCAACCACUUUCAGCGGAAGAUUUGGCUCUCUUUUAUAGCAAAUCUCCUAUUUCACACAUCUUAAAGGUAAAAACACCAACACUUUUCCUACUAGGUGCUGAAGAUCUUCGCGUUCCAAUUUUCGAUGGAUUGCAAUAUUCUCGGGCUUUAAAGGAGAAAGGAGUAGAGGUCAAAAUCAUUAUGUUUCCAAAUGAUGUUCAUGCACUCAAAAGGCCACAAUCUGACUUGGAAUGCUUCCUUAACAUUGGGAUAUGGUUCAACAAGUUCUGCAAAUAAGGGGUAAGUGGGUCACAAGACUUCCUAAAGACCUAAACUCUUGAGUAAUGGAUAGAACCAUUCAGGAUUAACAGCCAC
Messenger RNA from Abrus precatorius (Indian licorice), 2471 nucleotides. RefSeq names its product acylamino-acid-releasing enzyme-like. Lineage: Eukaryota; Viridiplantae; Streptophyta; Magnoliopsida; Fabales; Fabaceae. Gene Ontology annotation, molecular function: serine-type endopeptidase activity. The record is from RefSeq and is a predicted model, not a curated record. Gene Ontology annotation, biological process: proteolysis. The transcript is spliced from 18 exons. The coding region runs from base 114 to 2393 and encodes 759 amino acids.